Messenger RNA from Coffea eugenioides, 1794 nucleotides. Its product is annotated as PHD finger protein ALFIN-LIKE 1-like. The record is from RefSeq and is a predicted model, not a curated record. Gene Ontology annotation, biological process: regulation of DNA-templated transcription. The transcript is spliced from 7 exons. Gene Ontology annotation, cellular component: nucleus. Lineage: Eukaryota; Viridiplantae; Streptophyta; Magnoliopsida; Gentianales; Rubiaceae. Gene Ontology annotation, molecular function: transcription coregulator activity; histone binding; transcription cis-regulatory region binding. Bases 457 to 1182 code for a protein of 241 amino acids.
UCCCCAACUCGAGCCAAAAAGCCCCGGUCUCCGGCCAAAAUCUUCCCCAAGCCCCCCAGCACCCAAAAAAAAAAAAAAGAGAGGAAAAAGGCUUCAUCCAUCCAUGUAUCCGUGCUGCUGGUUGCCUGCCUGAAUCCGUAAACCGUACUCCUGAACGGUCUAUGCAUCUCUAUCGCCAGAAAACAACACGAAAACUAAGUCAAAGUAUGUAUUGUACAAUACCUACCCACCCGCCGAAACUUGCCCCAUAGCUUUCCUUUCUACUCCAUCCAUCAGCCCCAUUUGUCAUUUGUGUACCGUAAGAAGCUAUAGCCUGUAGCAAACCGGACCCAGUGACCCACAUCAGAUCCUAUCAUUCUAACCCUCAAAGGAUUCAAGUCAACCCGACUGGACUCCCUUACUCAAUCGACAGACAAUUUAAUUCAGCCAAGCUACUCACAAGAUACGAACACAACAAUGGCUGCCACCCAUUCCAAUCCCCGAACUGUUGAAGAGAUUUUCAAGGACUUCUCCGCUCGUCGUGACGCCGUCAUCCGUGCCCUCACCACUGAUGUUGACCAAUUUUACUCCGACUGCGAUCCCGAGAAAGAGAAUUUAUGUUUGUAUGGAUACCCCAACGACAGCUGGGAGGUAGCAUUACCGGCGGAGGAAGUCCCACCGGAGGUGCCCGAGCCGGCAUUAGGGAUCAAUUUCGCCAGGGAUGGUAUGCAACGCAGAGACUGGUUGUCUUUGGUGGCCAUGCACACUGAUACUUGGUUGCUCUCUGUUGCUUUCUACUUUGGUGCUCGUCUUAAUCGGAACGAAAGGAAGCGUCUCUUUAGCUUGAUGAAUGAUCUCCCGACUGUCUUUGAAGUCAUAACAGAGAGGAAGCCGUUAAAGGACAAGCAUGGUGUUGAUAGUGGGAGUAAAUCUAGGAGCGGCACAAAGAGAUCAAGUGAUGGGCAUGCAAAAGGAAAUCCAAGGCUACAGGAUGGAAGUUAUGUGGAGGAGGAUGAAGAUGAACAUGGUGAAACUCUUUGUGGAAGCUGUGGAGGAAAUUACAAUGCUGAUGAGUUCUGGAUUUGCUGUGACAUCUGCGAGAGGUGGUUCCAUGGGAAAUGUGUAAAGAUUACACCUGCUAAAGCAGAACAUAUAAAGCAGUAUAAGUGCCCUUCUUGCAGCACCAAAAAGGGUAGGCCAUAGCAACUAGAUGAAAAUGCUUUAGGAGGAUGCAACUUGAUGCUUAGGUGAUAGGCAACGAUUACAUGCAGUUGGGAUGUGGACCAGUUACUAGAGCGGCAGUGAAGAAGCACUGGAUGCUGUUGAUAUGACUUAGAAGUUGAUGCAGCAUCUAAAUGCUUUUAAGCUGCUGACUCUUUAAAAGUAUCAGAAGAAACUUGUGGUUAGCGCUUAUGUUUCUUCUUUGUGAAUGAGAUAUUUUCAGUUAGUAAUUAAGGAUCAACGUCCAUAUUUGUUUCUGUUAGUAUUAUGCAUAAGCAGUGUAUUGCAUCUAAAGAGAUAGAAGUAAGUUAACAUAGAUUUCAGAUUACAUAAGUACUUUCUACCAUGCCAAUGUAUUUCUACCUAUCCCAUGAAAAUCUGCGGCAGAUCCGUUCAUAUUUGAUUGGUCUGGUAUUCCUUUUUGUCCAACCUAGACUGGGAAGUUCAAGGCUGAAGGCGGAUGAAGUUAAGGUCUUCUUCAAUGCUUGUCAAAGUAGUUUGGUUGUCUUUUUUGUUGAUCUUUGAACUGAAGAGAAUAUUGCAAAAGGAGCUGUUCUGUUGGUUUAUUUAAUUGAUGUUCUGUUGGUGACCUAA